Molecule: messenger RNA, 14187 nt
Organism: Dermacentor andersoni
Lineage: Eukaryota; Metazoa; Arthropoda; Arachnida; Ixodida; Ixodidae
Product: rho GTPase-activating protein 23-like
Biological process (GO): signal transduction
Molecular function (GO): phospholipid binding; protein binding
Source: RefSeq, a predicted model, not a curated record
AGUAGCAAUGACAGGGGUGAGGGCAAGCAGAUUGUUAAAAUCUAAAGACAGAAUGCAUUCUGGUAUUGCAUUUUUGUAGCAGAUUAUCUGCCCACUUUUGUUAGUAACCAGCAAGAAAAUAUGAAAACCAUCAAAAGCCAACUGCUAACCAUUUGGAAUCGGUUAACCUACUGUAAUAUCCCGAGAGAUAGUCCACCUAAAAUCGAGAGACAAUUCAGUGAAAAUAUGAGGUAGGCUAACUUUCAUUGUGGUGGGUAACUUUCAUGUGGGCAACUUUCAUUUUUUUUUUUUUCUAAGCCGGAAGAUUAGGCAGGGUUGAGUUAUCUUUUCGGGGUGGAGCAUCUCUCGAGAUUUUACAGUAGUCUAGUUGGUCUCGGUCCUCUCGGCAGUGAUGUUCUCAAGAUUUUUUGGAAUUGAAGUGGACUGAGUGUAAUGUUAUGAGUCAGCAUGAUGCAGUUCCCAGAAGGUCAUUGUUACUCACUGUUCUUGUAUGUUCUCUAUGUCUUGUGCAGGAUGGGGAGGGAAGCGUAGCCGUUUCUAGUCUUAAGGCCACCGGUGGACAGCAUGAUGUCCAAGGGUGGAGAAGGUGACAUCUCGUCCUGGACAAACCAAGAUCAAGCUGCAGGCAAGAAGGAAUCCAAGGAGGACAAGGCAUGGCAUGGGGUGAGGACAGUGGUGCUGCAGCGGUCCAGCUCGAACGAGGACCUGGGCUUCACGCUGCGGCACUUUGUGGUCUACCCUCCCGAUGCCAUCAAGGCUGCCCGGUUAGCAGGAAAACACCCAACAGUUGUAGAUCCGAGCUGGGACCAGCACAAGCAAGAAGCCAUGGACACCAUCUUUGUGCGAGAGGUCCAGCCUGGAAGUGCAGCUGACAGGGCAGGCCUUGUCACGGGUGACCGUAUUGUCUCCAUCAAUGGGCAGCCUGUCACUGGACGCUCCUAUGCGCAAGUCGUCGAUCUCAUCAAGAGGGGGGGUCUGUCUGUACAGCUUCUGGUUGUUCCCAAAGAAGAUGACAUCCUUCAGCUUUAUUUCGCCAGCGCAGCCUAUCAACCAGUGCGGAGGCCACCAUGGCAGACUUCCCAGGCCCGUCCCAACACUGAUGGCUCUUCUCUUCUUCCACCCCAGCGAGGACGAGGCGUGCCGACCUCCGAGCCGACUUCACCAGUACACUGCACUCCCUCGACGCACUUCCGGCCUGUCAACCCAGCUCGCCGUCGCUUUUUCGGCCUCGAUCCCUCUCCACCACCGGCCAUGACUGCGUCUGCCUCUGCUGCGUCUCCGCCACAGGGCACAACGCUGGGUGAUGCCAUUGUAGAACAAAGCGACCGAAGCAACCAGAGCAACUUGCUUGCCUCACAGCCCAUGUCUCUCAGCUACCCGUCCUACCGAACGGCUGAAGUUGGCGUGCCCCGGCCAACCACCUCGUCCAAGAUGCCUCCGAGUACAAGUGUUCCCAUGCACCUGGGAACUCAGUUCCUCAAGCCAGAAGACCCUUGGUCCACCCAAGUCCAAGCAGACAGUGGUAUUGGGAGCGUGGAAGACGCCGAUUCUAAGCAGACAGCGACAGUAACGACGACUGUGACGACUACGACAGCAACGACUCAUUUGGACAUGGCUACCGACGAUCAUUCCUCCCUAAACCUCGUUGCACAGCGGUUACAUCUGUUCGAAUCGGGGGGCCUUCUUGCACGCUCACUCGAGAGGAUGAAGCUGUAUCGGAGUGAGCUUGCGCGGCUAACCUCUGGCUGUCCCGUGCCGAUUGUGUCGGUGCGCGCAGCCAAGUUCGAGGAGAUGGACGGCUCGGGCUCAGAUGGCCGCAGGGGAGAUGGUGCAUCGGAGACCUCGUCACUGUCAGCAGCACCGCCGGUGUCCUUUGACCGGCUGCUGCCCUUGUCAUCACCCACAUCACGCAUCCCUUCAUUUGAUCGGUCACCUGAUAGCCCCAUUUUCGAAGAGAAGGGGUUCUCCUCAUUACCUGACCAAAGCACCCUUGCCAGGAGCAAUGAGGGGAGCUCGCCGAACCUUGACAAUGGCGCUGUCUGCCAAACGGAUGAUUUUGUCUCGCCAGAGGUUGCCUCAUCUGUUGUGUAUAGGAGAAAAAAUGGUUCUCAAGAAGACAAGGCUCACCCGGCACGACGAACGUCGUACCUUCGAGCGACUGCAAACGAACGCCUUCACCUGGAAUCGGACCAGAGCGAAGAUGAACAACACUCCGUUUCUAGCACUUCGUCCACCCCAAGUGGAUCUCAUCGAAUCCAAAGGCUAAAGGCAUUCUUUGGCGACAAGGCUUCAAACUCAUCAACGCCUGGGGUGGAUGGGAAGAAUGAAGAUUCAGAGGAACGGCAACAGUCACAACAGCAGCAGCAGCACCAGCAGCAGCACCUGCAGCAGCACCAGCAGCAGCAAUUGCAGCAACCUGAGGUGACAGGCGACGUCCAGGGCUGGCUUGCCUGCAAGACUGUGCUUGUGGAUGGCAAGAGGUCAAGCGACCGCUCCUGGCGGCCUGUCUGGGUGGUCCUCAAGGGUGACAAGGUGUACAUACUAAAAGACCGAAAGGUGGGCUUUCUGAUGACCAUAGAUUUUGCCGAAGGUUCACGUCUGUCAGUACGCACUUCGAUGAGCGACGUGGCACGCGACUACACCAAGCGCAAGCACGUGUUUCGCCUCCGCAUGGAGUCAGGCACCGAGUACCUUUUCCAGGCUGACAACCACACCCGCAUGAUGCAAUGGGUGGACGCCUUCCGGCAGAUCACCGCCGAGGACUCUGAGGUGGAGGAGCUAAUGCGCAGUGACCAAACAGUACUGGAGAAAGCGCAGGCCUUUGAGCAGAAUCGCCUGUCACCUAGCAACGCUCCACCAGCCGUGUUGCGGCCGGCACCUCGCAAGCUGGCUUUGCGUCACCGCUCGCCCACAUCAGGAUCACCCCGGGUGAAGUCCCGACGGGCCUCCCUCGGGGCUGCCUGUGGUGUUGCUGCAGAUGAGCCGUCGUUGAAGGCAGUGCACAUGUGGCGAGGCAGGGUGGUGCACGGCUGGAAGAAGUUCCACGGGUCGCUGGCUUCCCUCCCACCGAAGGGGCACAGCAUAGGGGUGCCCCUGCACGAAUGCCCACCAUCCCACGAGAAUCAGUAUGUCCCAUGGCUGGUGAGCCAGUGCUGCCGCGUCGUGGAAGCAAAGGGCCUGGAGACCGUGGGUGUGUAUCGCAUCCCGGGCAACAGUGCUGCUGUAGCCGCCCUCUCUGCCACAGUCAAUGGCACUGGCGGACCACUGGACUUGACCGACCCUCGAUGGGGUGACGUGCACGUGGUCUCCAGCCUGUUGAAGGCCUUCUUCCGGCAGCUGCCCGACCCCCUGGCCGGCUUGUACCCGCGAUUCAUCGCCGCUGCCCGUGUACCACAGGGCGCUCAACGUCUCGCUGCCCUUCGAGCGCUGGUACAAGAGCUUCCUGUGCACAACUUCGAAACCCUCAAGUUCCUCAUGCAGCACCUCAAGAGAGUGGUGGCCCACAGUGAAACCAACAAGAUGGAGGCUCGCAACCUGGCUAUCGUUUUUGGACCAACGCUGGUGCGGACAGCCGACAACAGCAUGUUGACAAUGAUAACUGACAUGUCACACCAGUGCCACAUCACCGAGGCACUCAUCAACUAUGCGGACUACAUCUUUAGCCCAUCUGAUGAGGCCGCAGUCCCGGACCUGCCACUGGAUGUGACUGCCCUGUCAGACACUGACUCUUCAGUUCUCUUAGGCAACCUACAUAAAGUUGGUGGCCAGGCAGCAGGCAGCAACCCGGAGGUGUCCCCCAGAGACCUGGUCUCGUCACUUGUGAGCGCGGCCAACCGCAAGCUGCGCCAGCGCAAGCUGUCCCUCACCGUGGAGAGCAGUAUCCCAAGCACUGUCGGAGGGCCUCUGAAGCCCGGCUCACGGGUCAAGGACAAGAUCCUGGCUUUUGAGGGCAAAGUGGGCGAAGACUCAACCAGCAAGGCGGCCAGCAAUGGCUCACUGCCUGCAGAGAGCAGCUCACCACCACCUCCCCUCUCGGCCGGCUCCAGCAGCUACCCUCCGUCCCCAACACGGACCCUGCUGGGAUCCCCACCCCAAACGCCCUCUGUGUGCUCAGAGGACUUGUGCUCAUCGCUGGCCAGCGGGAGUGCCUCACCGCGUACCUACGGACAGCUGAGUGCGCUAGCGCAGCAGAAGGUGCGCCAUCUGGAGGAAGAGACACGAGCCCAGCUGCGGGCUUCCUCUCGCCGCUGCUGGCCCCCACCCGCGUGCCCUGGUGGCCCUGCUCAGCGCGAGCAGAUCGAGCGCGACUGGCAGCGUGCCAAGCAGGAGCUCGAGCGCGAGGACCUGCUCGACUUCCUCGCUGACGAACCCACGGCCUACCUCAGGCUGCUUGGAGGCGGCAGCGGCACACAGCAGCAUCAGCGAUCAUCUCCCGUGCCUUUCAGUCCCCUCGUCGGCGCUGCAGCAGGCACCUUCUUUCGAUCACCGCAGGUGAACCAAGCAUCACAAGCAUCACCAACAACAAGCUCAGAUCUACCCCAGAAGGACUUCCACGUACACGGCAUUAUUGAUGAUGUCCAUACGCCUGCCAGCUGCCCGGAGACAUUCCAUCAAUUCACAGCAUCGUCGCAGCCCAUGGAGUCUCCAUCCAGCCAAGCCCUCAUGCAGCCAUCAGCUGCAAGCCUCUUUGACUCACUGCAUGAGAAGGAGAACAUCCCGCAGAAGAUGGCAACAUCAUCAUCAGGGGGUGCAUCGUGUGGCUCUGCAGUGACCUAUCGCUGCAAGAAGCAGUGUUUGAAUGGUGCUUCAACACGCUAUGCCAUCUAUCGUGUAGACGACGAAGCGGCAGGGGCGGGGCGACCACAGCAGCGGCACUCAGAGAACGGUGUGGUUGCUGCAUUGGUCAGCCGCCUGGUUGAAGGCGAGGCAACGGCACCUCUCAUUACAAGUGGCACACGUCGACGACCCCUGUCCUCUAUGGGACUCCAGCGGCGACACACCAUCGGGAGCUCGCGUGACGUCAAGUUCCACCCGUUUCCGUCUGUGCGUAAGGUGCCCAGUGGCCAGCGGACAGAUGACGGGGGCGAGUGGAGGAGGACUGCGAGCUUGCGGGUGGCCUCACCUGUCUGAGAGACAUGGGUUGGUGACUGUGGGCCGAGACAUUGCUUCUGAGGCAGAGAGCAGGACGGUGAUGGCGAGAAUGUUGGCCUCCCUUCUGCCAGGCGACUGUACACAUGCAGGCAGACAAACAUAUAUUGGGGAAAAAGCUUGCCGGUGGUGCUUCAGGCAGGCUUUUCUGUGUAGUUUGUGCCUUGAAAAUCAAGCCUACGUGUUCUGGCACAAUAAGUAUAACCUUGCAGAGAAAGCCACGUUCUGAUGGUGUGCCUGUCUAACUGGCAUUAGUUACAAGCAGGUGGGAACAAUAUUAGCUUAAAUUUUGAGAAAUAGGAAAUGUGCUUUUCAGAGAGAAAUUACCUAAAUAAUCAGUGCAUUCCACAAGCCCAUGCAUGAGAUCAACAUACUCAUGAAGUUUCAAUCUGAAGCCUGAAGUUGCCUUCUAUGUAACACGAUCAGCAAGGCACAAGAUCUAACAGGGAUGCAAGUUUGCAAUACAGUUUUCCUUAUAUGAAGGUGCAGGGCACCAAGUGGUGUCCUCGUUAGCAAAAUAAUUGUUUUAUAUGCUUCACCAGCUUAAAUCUGCAUAACAAAAAAAUUAGUUCUUGGGCACAAUACAUCAUCAGCAGUGUGGACAACAGAAGUGACAGGCCGUGGUAGUGGCAAUGAAAGAAUGUUUUGGUAGCUGAUAUCAAUGUAACUUGGAUGACAUGUUUGACAAGUUUAAUGAGCAUUAGUUGAGCUCAAUUCUCAGUUGUAAGCUCUGGAACUGGCAUAUGAGUGGCAUUGAGAAAGACCACAGGCUUGGCUUGUGUGUGGGCAAACCGUAAUGCAGGAUUUCUUGGCACAGAUUACUAGCUGUCACCUUUUACAUGAGAGCCUAGCCUGAGGCCCCUCUGGUUCUGACAGGCACAGAAUGUGAACUUCAAGGACUGCUAGGUUGUAGAAAGUUGCCCAAUGAACACCUUGUGUUCAAAAUGCUAGACGACAUUGCUUUUCUUGUAGCUGCCCAAGCUUGGGCGCCUGCAAAACAGUGAGAUCUCCCUUCUUCUUUCGUCCAUAUCUUUGUUUUUCGCACUGCACACACCAUUUCUUUUCAUCCCUGUUCAUCUCAAAGCGACUGCUUUGAAAGAUGUGUUCAUAUUCAAACCUAAUAAUGUUUUUUGUGUUAGUCCAAAGGAAGUGGAGGCAUUUGCAGACGGCAUGUCUGCUUUUCAGAUAGAACAACAUCUGUUGGCGCAUUGUUGUCAUCUGCUGUAUGAUGUGUGGCUUCUGUCCAUAACAGGUACUUUGUAAGCCUUGUGAGCCACACUUACAAUAAUGGGACAGUGUGUGUAGCAGCAUUUUUCUUUGGCACUGUACCUAUUGAAGUAGACUGGCUCAUUGUGGUUUCCGCCAGCUUUUGAGUUUUCAUGCAGUAUGAAGAAAUUCCUGCUCAUUUCCAUUAACAUGGGAAAGUAACUCGUUUAUCGAAUUCAGCUUGUAAAACAAUAGUCUCAGCCACAUGAUUCCCAUGAGAACAUACACCUGUCAGCUGUUGCUCUUCUGGACAAAAAAAAAAAGAAAAAAAAAGAAAUUGCAUCAGAAGUGUUUGGCAGUCACAAAAACUGCUUAUUAGUCAUUAGCAAGAGCUGUUUCUUGCCAGCUGCUUCUUUCUUUCUUUCUUUCUUUCUUUCUUUUUGCUGCGAUUGUGCUACAUAGUUGAUUCUUUUCCUGUGAAGAUCUGCCAGUGCACGUUAGCAUCCUUGAUAUGAUCUCAUUUCUCAGUCUUGGCAUUAGUACCCAAGCUGUUAACAAUAGUCUUUCAAGAAGUCUAGACAAAUGUUCGCUUCCGUCCUCGGUUUUCUUUUUCUUUUGAAUGACUUCAGCUUCAGAAAUUUGAUUUGUUAUUUUGUUACUGCUAUCUAUGUAAGAGCAAAUUUUUAGUUAGAAAAGAUUAUUGUUGGGUGAACAUUAAACAACUGCCUGUAAGUUUUCCUGAGAACUGCAUAACUUUAAAGACAUGACAAUUACAAUAUAUCAAGAGUUGCAUCCUGCCAGUUUUGGUUAUAAUGAUGUUUUGUUGUCUGUAACGCUUGUACAUUUAAUUGUGGCUGAGCAUAAAAGUUCUCAUGGUAACAAAAAGCAAAAAUGUGGGGAUGUCUUGUAAUGGUAAAUAUGACAAGCAUUUGUACAGGUGGUAUGAGAUCAUCUAAAUAUUUGUUGGUUCAGGCAUGACCCCAUAAAUUAGUGAGAGCUGCAGUCAUUUUAAAAACGUUUGAUGGGAUAUUGUCCAUUUCGUAACAUCAAAGUUGGACUGUGUAAUGCCCACUUCACAUUUAAGACCAUCAUUCGUGCCAUGAAUACAAAAGUUGCGUGCAGUAAUGGCUUGUACAUUACAGUGCUUAUUGCUCUUUGGAAUACAGGAUACUGCAAGGGCGUGUGUCAAAGCACUGGUAGGAACAGCUUAGAAUAAAUUUAUUUGAGCUCUAAGAAACGGGUUGUGUGCAGGCAGCAAAAUGUUGGUCCAUUUUAGUUGAAUCAGUUGCUGCAUGCAGUACACGGCUCAUACAUCGGUGACUGGCAACUUUCAAAGUUUGAGCUGGUGGGAUUUGUGCUGGUUUACUCCCAACACCUGCAGUUCUUCGCUUUGAUGCCUUGUCAGACAUGCCACGAGAGCUUAUUACAUGCAGUGAAUCUCAAGGAGUGUGUUGCAAUGGGUUAAUCACUGAAACAAGAGGCCACAAAGUAUAUCAUGCCCUGUUCAACAAGAUAAGACAUGCCCAUUGCGCUCCCCUUUUUGCCAAUGCCUGCCACAGCGACCUAGGUGCAACAGUGGACUGUAGGUAGUUGAUGUCUUCAAACGCGCCCUGCCUGCUGCCGUCACAUCUGCUGCUGCAGCGGCUGUUGUUGUCUUCACUGGUCAACCGCUGCCGUAGUGUGCAUCUCGGAUCCUUUGCGCAUCGAUGCAAGGGCUGCAAGUGUACAGUGUGUGGAGACGCAUAUGUGGGCACGCUGUCUCGAAGAUGUAACUGUGGUUGCCGUGUGUGGACAAGCAACAUGUGCUCGCCAAACCUGGAGAACUGCCUAUAUGACUGGCCCUCUGGGACAGUCGCAUUCGUUCUGAAUGUUGGAAGUUCCUUGUGCAUCCGUGUCUUCUCUAAUCUUGCGUGUAUGUAAGCAGGAGAUCUGCAGGGAUUCAAAGUGCUACCAUCAUCAUUAUGAGGAACCUUGCAGAACUUUUGUGUUGUCCCAUUCCUGCCGUCUAUACAGAAUGAGAAAGCGGUGGCUGCUUCUAGUGCAAUUAUAGGGAGAGAAGACACCUCAUACAUUUUUCUUUCUUUUUUUUUUCCACUGUUGCUCUUUUGUGGUACAACAUUAUCAUUGUUUAUGUUGAUAGCAUUGCCCUUUGACAAUGCCUUGCUUACGGCAGUGGUGGCGAAAUGUCGCCUCUUCCUUUUGCAUUGUACCAUCUUUGUGUGCGACUCAUCUCGAAAGAGAGGGAGAGAGAGAGAGCUUUAGAGAGUAAUAUAUUGUAGCUUGCAAUUCCAAAGAGAGAGAUUGUAAUGGGAGUGGGGAAGAUGGGAAAUCUGGAGGAAAUAUUUACGUUGUCUAUACUAGAGCUUAGACGCACAUAUGUUGUACAUACAGGAGUCACGCAAACUUGCAUGCAAGUGUCUGGAUGAAUGUGCAACAUGCCUAUCGGUUUUCUGUGUUUUUUGCUCGACAUGACCAGUGGAGAUAGCUGACUGGAAGGUUUCAGGCCGAUAUUAGAUUAGAAGUCAAGUUAACUGCGCAUGUGUGGGAUUGACUUUCUGUUGUCAUUAUAUUUACAACUGAUGAAAGCUGAGGCAUUGAAUGAAGGCGUUAUUUCACUGCUAUUCCUAAAAAAUUGCACAGAAAUGUUUUGAAGAUAAUGACUUGGUGCUAAUGAUACAAGGGAGGAAAAUGAACACUUUGUGCCGAAGAUGUGAACAACAGUUUUAUUAUGCAUAUUGUACUAUAGAAGGUGGGAGAUGGAAAUUCAAGGUGAUGAGCGAAAUGAGAACAAGGUGAAAGCUGGAGCCAACACUUUUGACUAGUGGACUUGUCUUUUUCAAGGCAGAAGGUGCUCACCUUGUUCCUUCAUCUUCCGUUGGUGGAAAUCCAGGGAAAACACGCAGAAGGCGGGAGAUGGAAAUUCAAGAAGAUGAGCGAAAUGAGAACAAGGUGAACGCUGGAGCCAACAUUUCAACUAGUGGACUUUUUUUUUCAAGGCCUUGGAAAAGUCAAGUCCACUUGUCAAAACGUUGCCUCCAGCUUUCACCUUGUUCUCGUCUUGCUCAUCAUAUCGCACUAAAGCGGUUCAAGAAAAAGAGCAGCUGACCAGCAGCUAUUUCGAAAGGAUAAACAUUUUGCCUGCCUGCAUGCAUGCUUUUGGCUUUCUCUUAAGCACUUGUAAAUGGCAUGAUUUCAAGAUUAUACUUGUUUCUUUACUUCCUGCAUGAAACAAAGAACGUGCAGUGGCAUCUUGGCAUCCCUGUGAGCUCAAAGGUUUUUACAUAGAGAGCUGUCUCUGAGCCUACUCUGGUUGUUUGCACUGUCUCCUACAUAGUGUCGGCAUUGAUGCUGUGUGCGUUUUUCUCCUAAAACUUCUAGCUUACUUGUUUCAGCCUACAUUCUAUGACACAAAGUAGUAGCACAACGCUGCCAGUUUUUAUUCCUUAAAGUCGCAGUUAAAGAAAGGACCCCACAAACUAUUUCGCAAAUAUGCUUUACUUUUUUUCUUUCUUGCAUGCCAAAAUCGAAAAUUUAUUGCAAGUUUUGCAUGUAUAUGACAUGGGUGCUAAUUAGCAAGUUUUGCUAGGAAUCGUACAAACCAUAUCGAACAAAAACUGGAUAUACCUGUAGAAUAUUUUAAAAACAUGGCUUUUCACGUAGCCCCCUAGUAACAGAAAAGUGAAUAUAUCACAGUGUUAAGUAUAGUAAAUAAUUGCACCUUAUUACUGAAAUUUGAAAGUAGUACAGUAGACUUCCGUUCAGUAAACUCUGGUUAAUUCAAUUUUUUUGGGUUGCUCUGUUCCCGACCAAAGGUCGUCCCGGUCGCCGCCCGUGCAUUUCUAUGGGCCCAAACGUUCGUUAUAUUGAACUUAAAAUUGGCAUAGUAGAAGCAGUGCAAAAACAACGGCAACACAAGACACAAGUACAUAGUGCAGGUGCUGAGCUAACAACUGUUGUUAAUUCAGCGCCUGUCCUUUGUACUUCUCUAUCUUGUGUUGUCAUUAUUUUUGCUCUGCUGUUACUAUGAAGAUCAACCAACUCGCCCAGUUUUGCACUCUAUUAAAGUUGUCAUUCGCCAGAUAAUUUGAACUUGAACAGUCAGCAUGCAUGCGCCUGACCCCUAUGGUGACCCCAAUAAUGACCCCUUUAGUGGCACUAUCUGUCUCGGCGGAGCUUAGGGUAAAGUGACUGUGUUGGAACACAUUUCAUCUCCCAUCGAAAAUGCCUAUUUUCUGCUCACCCUAGGAAGAUAUUGAAGCAAUAACAGUAUCUCACAUUGUCUUAUUAUGAUGUUUACCCAAUUCUAAUGCAUGCUUUCUGUUUUCCAAUAAAGUUGGCUCGGAAAUUGCUUGCACGGUUAAAUCGGAUAGAAAACCAAAACCGCCUUCGUGCAUUCGCACGCUUUAGUGCAUAACGCAAAUGUCUUGCGGCAAAGCUAACUUUAAAAGGCGCGCAGCGAAUUUAACGCAAGAAAACCAUGUGCCAAUCUAAAAAUUAAGUCGGAUGCGCAUUAGAUUUCUACUUUGUUAGGAAACUUAAUGUAAUUUCUACAUUAGUUUUCUACUUUGGAUACUUCAAAAGUGGGCAGGUGUUUGAUUCGGGGGUGUGUUAGACUUGGACAAAUACUGACAAAUGAAUCAGUGAUGUGUCUUGGUGUUUUUUCUGCAUCUUGAUUCGACUGGCCCGAUAAUUCAAUCAGUUCCGGUGGUCCCGUCAGGGUCGAAUUACUGGAAGUCAACUGUAGCGGGACGUGUAAGUGAGCAUGUAGGGAUUGAAUCAGUUAAUACACAGACUGCCAUUGUCUUUCAUGAGGUGGAAGGUGCCGACGUGGUUCCUGCAGUGAUCGUCUCAUGCGAUUAUUAAACACUGGCAUGUGCAGUCUGUGCAAAGGUGCAUACUCAAUAAUCGGGAAAUGGAACCUUGCGAAACGUCCACCAGUAGUUCUGUAGAGCCACACGAUGGCAGUUGUUUAGUGACAUUAGCAUGCCUGUUUUAAAGGAGUACUGACACACGUUUUCCUAGUUUUAGAAACUCUACUACUCACUUGAAAGGAUCGCACUUGUCAAUCACGAAGGUUGGGGAAAUACUUGUGUAUUAAUUUGAAGUUCAUCUCUUAAGUGCUAUUGUGGCGUCAUCAGCAUUAUUGUCACCUCGUAACGUUGCACAAAAUUCCCAGAUGCCUUGUAGCAACAAGGCUGGGUUGCUACACGUUAUUGGCUAACAAGUUGCUCAUAAAAACAUAAAAGUGCUGCUGCACUUGUGUGUGGCAGCUGCAGUGAUCGCAGGAACCAGUUUAUCGUGAUGUUGUGACGUGUCUACCUCGUGGGUACUGAAACCGGUUUGUAGAAGCAUGUAUUGUAGUAAAUUAUCUAGGUUGCUCUAGAUUCUAGGGUUCAGAGGGUUUUUGACCUUGGCUUAAUGCAAAAUACGACGGUUAGGAAACGUUGUGUUGGUACUCGUUUAAAGUGCAAGUUAGCUGCCAUAAUGACUGCGUGUGGGCUAAGCAGGUGUUCAAAGUAUUUUCUUCUCCCCUGUGUUCUUUAUGGGCCCUUUGCCAACACAUCCCUGGAUGUGCAGAAUGGAGGUCACGUGCCGUACUUUCUGUGCAGAGCAUGUAAAACAUUCCAGUCACCUUGCAGCACAUGCGGCAGUGAGUUUAUCAUGAUGCAGGCAGCUGUGUACAUUUCUCUUCCAAAGCCCUUUAUGUAUAGGAGGCACUUAUAGCCUGAUUUUUCCUUCUGUCCUCGCUCCUCUCUGGGCAAGGGAUGUCGUUGCGAUCUUCUUCAAAGUACGCGGUACAGGGGCUACUCAUUAUCUUGUGAUGGACAGCGCUGCUUCAGUUUGUUUAAGUUUUUAGAGUUUAAGAGGGAGGAUUAAAUAAAAUAAAGAAUGGGUGACACAAUUGUUGAUGCUUAGUGUAUUUAUUCCUUGCAUUUGUCGGUACUGUGCCGUCGCUGCAUCUUAAUAUAGGGCACGUGCUUGUUACAAAGCGCAUUUCCUUUUGUCUAGUUUCACUUCCCAAGUCUAGUUAUGCUUGUGUGUGAUGUGUGAAAUCUCAUGACGUAGCGAUAAAUGCCAGCCUGCAGUUGUGGUGUGCAGUAUAUAGACACAACACAUAUAUUUUUUGUGCUGUUCAUUUGACUGCUGUGCUUCAGGCAUGAAAAUAGUCGCUGCUUGUAUCUGACGCCUUUUGGCGGCAGCUUCACUGUUCUGCCUGUAAAGCUGAACCUAGUGUGAUAACCUUGUUCUCAUCCUGUGCGGCUAGUUUACUUUGCUACGCUUGUGUGGCAGCAUUCAUCAAACUCAUAUACUGGAAGCCAAGGGCACGAUUUGUAUUACUUUCUUAUGCCGCAGUGGCUUGUUGCACAAAAGGCAGCGACUUUCGGUAUUGCAGGCCAAUGAUUUUUUUUUUCCUAAUCUUUUCUUUUGGAUGCAUUUAGGUUGUGCUGUUCGUUGAAUGCACUUAUUUUGAAGCUUAGUCUGUUACCGUCUUGCACAGUUUCAGCUCGUGUCCUUGCCAUGCUUCUCUGUAUUACUACAUUGUCACCACUAAUGGGCCUUUGUGUAAGACUGACAGUGUUGUCUCAACAGCAGUUUGGAGUGGAAGUACAAGCUUCAUGUUUUCAGUGUACAGUACUCUUGUGUGUUAUUGGCAAGUCACGGACCUGGAUUAGGGCACGGCUUUGCGACGGCCAAAAAGUCCAUGUUACGUACUUGCACAACAAUGUGCACCGGACCUUUAUGAGCCAGACAUCUCCCUGGUACAUAUCUAUUGUGAACCCUUGCUUGCUCUUUACUGCAAUGUAUCUUAAGCUCGUGAAAUACAUUGGUAUAAAUAUUAUUUAGCUUGAUCAGCAUUGGUUCUAAGGGCAUGAUGGGAAGUAUGUCCACCAUAUUCAUGGAUUUAUUAAUCCGAAGACAGUGGCUUGCUUUACGACGACGUGAAACGUGCAAAGUACUGUACUCGAGCGUUAUUAUUUUAUGUUGCUUUACCAAUGCACUGCUACUGGUUUAUCAAUGCCCUCUUGGCACAUUUUUAUUGCCUCUCUUCCACAAAUCUGCUUUAAAAUCCUGGUUUCCAUAGUUUGGGUGGUAUUGUAACUCUUUCAGAUUUUUAUUUCUUUCAGCAUCAUGGGCUUUGUCGUGUCAUUCACAUUAUCGUGUGCAAUGUGGAGUAUGCCUGAAUGCAUGUGCUGUCCAGCUUGGGUUUCCAGCUCUUUCAGAAAUGUUUCAGCACUGUCUCAGUGGUGUAGUACAGGACACUGACAGAUGUAUCUUAAAAUGCUGCUGCUGUGGUUGUCUGUUUGCUUUAGUCAUCACUCAUGGCUUGAAAUUUCUAUGUAAUGAAGGUUGAGAGGGGCACUGCGGAAUUCUCCAUGAUGGUGUGCGCAUUAUUUGUUCCCAGUGGAUCUGACUGACCGGAUAAGGGUUGGAGCAUGCAGGUGGUUUACCAGUAGAAGGUCUUUCACAAAUGCUAAGUUGAAAAAGAGAAUAUGAACAGCUUCCCAGCUUUACAACCUCGCUCAUUGACAAAGAAUUGCAUGGUGUGCAUGAUUGUGUGGCUGCCACUUUCACACAAAUAAAGAUUGUGUUGCUUGCUGGCCACACUACAAAGUGAGUGGGCUUUGCUGAAUGCUGCCUCCUGCUCCUCUCUACACAUGGCACAGCAAGCAUCAGCCUGUCACCAUUGAAAACAGAUUAACUUAAAAUGAGCUCUGCUUUAGAAUCACGCUGGCUCUUGUGAGCAGCGUAAAUUUCGCAUCAUGUAGAUUUAUGUAUUUUAUGUACAGAUAUGUAAAUUCAUUGAAUUGAAAAAUAAAUUAUUGACAUUGA